UCAGGAUAAAUGCUUGAUUCUUUCCCUUUAUCAGUUUUCAAAAUAGAGUUGGUUUCCUAUCAUCAUCUGCUGAUUAGACUUUAAAAAAAUUAUUAUGAGCUGAUUGAUUUGAAUAUAUUUGAUGUAUUUCAACUCAUCGCAGUUACUAUCUUAUUAAUGAUCGUAAUAGUUUACAGGUAGGCUGAACGUUCAUGUCUGGAAGCUGUCAGUGUUACGUUAAAUGGCAAAAGGGAUUUUAUCGGUGGAUCUUGAGUUGGGGAGAUUAUCAUGGAUUAUCCGGAUGGUUCCAGUGUAAUCACAGGGCCCUUAUAACAGGGAGGCAGGAUAUCAGGGGAGAGGCGAUGUGACAAUGGAAGCAGAGAUGACAGUGCUGAACUUUGAAGAUGGAGGAAUGGAAGGAUUGCAGUUCUCAAACUGAAAAAGGCAAGUAAACAGAGUCUUCCCCUGGAGUAUCCAGAAGAACUAGGUAUGCUGACUCCUUGCUUUUAGCCCAUUGAAACUGAUUUCGGACUUCUGACCUCCAGAACUGUAAGAGAAUUCAUUUGUAUUGUGCGUGUGUGUGUGUGUGUUUUCCGCAUAGCAUGGCUUGUGGGAUCUUAGUUCCCCAACCAGGGAUCGAACCUGGGCCCUUGGCAGUGAAAAUUCAGAGUCCUAACCACCGGACUGCCAGGGAAUUCCCCAUUUGUGUUGUUUUUAAGGCACUAAGUUUGUGGUUAUUUGUUACAGCAGCAAUAGGAAACCCAUCGUUGGUCAAUGGGACUGUCAUCAAAUUGGGUGUCUACUAUGAUAAGAUGUUUUAGGCUCAUCUUGAACCUUUUCUGCCUCAGACCUGGAAACAGUAAUUUCUCUAGGGUAUUUGUUCCUUUGAGUGGCAAAUGGUAUUUUGAGACUACUAGAAGCAUUCAUGGAUUUGUCCUCUUUUUUUCCCCCCACUUAAAAAAUAUAUUUUUAAAUUGUGGAAAAUACAUAUAACAUAAAAUUUACCAUCUUAACCAAAUUUUUUUUUUUUUUUUGGCCGUGCUGGGCAGCUUGUGGGUUCUUAGUUCCCCAACCAGGGAUCAAACCCAGGUGCCCUGCAGUGGAAGCAUGGAGUCCUAACCGCUAGACCUCCAGGGAAUUCUCCAUCUUAACCAAUUUUAAGUGUACAGUUCAGUAGUGUUAACUGUAUUCACAUUGCUGUGCAACAGAUCUCUAGAACUUUUUCACGUUGCCAACCUGAAACAAUACCCAUUGAGCAACUCCCCAUUUGCCCAGACUACACCCCACCCCAUGGAUUUUUACCUUUAAAAAAAUGGGAAAGUAGUAUAGUUCUUUAGUAAAACCUUUUACAGGUAUGAUUAUUUUCCUCUAAACUUGUAGGUUUUUAAGACCCCGACUCCAUGCCAUUUUUUGGCUACUAAUCCCAGACCAUGUCCUUUAAAGAAUUCCAGGUAGCAAAGCAUCUAAAGGGGUGGCUGUUCUUCUAGAACAAACUGAGAGUUUUGGAAUGAAAUACAUUCCACACACAAAAUAAUGACCAUUUUAAGGUAUUCCCUGGACCUGUAGUUUGCUAAAGUGAGUGUAUUCUCAAGCCUGGUGAGACCCCCCCCCACCCACCAUGCAGAACUACAGCUAAUGUCCUGUGUCUGGGGUCUCAUCCAGCCGGGCUCUACCCUUUGGCUGAAGCUGUUGCCUAGCAGAAACACUGCGUGAACCUGUUCAGUUCAGAGCUUUAGGUUCUGCUCUCUGGCCAUGAGAAUUGUAUAAAGAACUUGUGAGAGGGAAUUCCCUGGCGGUCUAGUGGUUAGGACUCCAUGCUUCCAAGCCCAGUGGCCUGGCCAUAAAUAAAGAAAGAAGGAAUAGGAGGGGGUGCUUAGGGUUUACAAAAAAAAAAAAAAGAACUUGUGGGAGAGAGAAUAGUAAUGCAGAGGGAUAAAGAGUGCUAGUCUUUUGAUCUUCUGAAGAAGACCUACAGGCUGGUUUUUUUACUAUUGAUUGGGAAAUACCUGGUUUUGUUUUUAAAGCUCUGUGCUCUCAUUUGUAUCACGUGUUCACAAAGAAUACAUUCUGAAUCAUUUUCCUUUCCUCUUGCAGCAAGUGCUCAGAUGUUAAACACGCACACACACACACACACACACACACACACACACAUAUUCAAAAGAGGAAACAGUUGGAUAGGAACUCAGAAAUCAUGUGACUUAUGACUAAGUUAAAUUUUUUCUACUUAUUAAAAAGGAAGAGUCUGAUGACUAGUUACUGGUUGUCCUUGCAUUUUUGAAGUUUUGAAGAUACUGAAUCAUGUUCCCAUUUAUGCUUUUUUCCACCCUGUUUUCUUCCACAAUUACUGAACCUGGAGAGAAACGCUGGGUCUGCAACUCCUCUGACACAAGUGUUUGGUACUCCUACUGUGAUAACUUGAAAUUCCCUAUUUCAGUAAAUGCCGAGCCCUGUAUAACAUUGAAGGGAGGCCGUGGAAAUCUGUAUCUUUACUACAUUCCAAGAAGAGACAUAAAAAGCUUAUAUUUCAAUAUCUAUGUAUCUUUUAAGUCCGUGAAUUUCCCAGUGCGCAAAGAAGUUAUUUGCCAAGGAUCUGAUGAUUAUUAUUCUUUUUGCAGAGCUCUGAAGGGAGGUCUUCCAACAGCAUCUUGCGGUAAAUGCGACAACCGUCUAGGGACAGGAUCCAGCUCAUUGGCUAACUGAAGUCAGAUGACCAAAAAUCUUCUUAAUUGGUGACUAAAUUUGGGACUCUUCAUUCAGGAAUCGUGCACCAUUUCUAAGGGUAUGGAUACCAGGGCUUGCUGGAUUUCUAUUCCCUGGUCACACAUGGAUGGAAAAGCCUGUGAACUAGUUCUUGAACCACUAGUUUCACCACUGAAAAACCAUUUAUAACCCCACUUUGCUAGUAAGUCACAUUCUGUAAUUGAUCAGAGAAAACGAUUGCAGAAGCUCUGAUAGUCUCUAUAUUGGAGUGUAUCCGUUUGCUGCCAUGUUAGCUUACCACCCUGAGUUCAUAUGCCUAAUAGGGCAAUCCAUUGCUUCUUGGGU
Molecule: messenger RNA, 3024 nt
Organism: Kogia breviceps (pygmy sperm whale)
Lineage: Eukaryota; Metazoa; Chordata; Mammalia; Artiodactyla; Physeteridae
Source: RefSeq, a predicted model, not a curated record